Molecule: messenger RNA, 2675 nt
Organism: Corvus hawaiiensis (hawaiian crow)
Lineage: Eukaryota; Metazoa; Chordata; Aves; Passeriformes; Corvidae
Exons: 2
Coding region: 68-886 (272 amino acids)
Biological process (GO): response to bacterium
Source: RefSeq, a predicted model, not a curated record
AGGAGUGGAGGCGGCGGAGAGGAGGCGGCACGGCCGCAGCAGAGAGCCGGGGCUGGCGGGAGCAGCGAUGCUCGGGCGGCGGAGCGGCGGGAUGCGGCGGGGCCGGGGCGCGGCGCUGGCGGCGCUGGCCGCGGUGCUGCUCGUGGCUGUGGCCAGAGCCCAGGUCCAGCAGGAGCCACGGCUGGAGACCACCGAGAACACCGGCAUCAACAUCAGCUGCUCACAUCCCAAAAUCCAGAGCAACGAGUAUAUCUACUGGUACCGUCAGCUCCCGGGCCGAGGACCCGAAUUCCUAGCACUCAUUGUGAAAGAGUCCAAAGAGCUGCCGGACAUUGCGGGCGGUCUGUGGGUGUCGGCAGAUCGCCGGAGCAGCGCGCUGUGGCUCCGGCGGCCCCGGCGCGGGGACGCGGCCGUGUAUUACUGCGCGCUGGGGGACACGGGCAGAGGAGCCGGGGCUGCGGCCGGGCACGAACCGCCGCGGGCGGGGCCGGGCGGGGCCGGGGCCGCAGCGCCGCCCGCGGCCAGCAGGGGGCGCUGCCGCUCGGCCGCCGGGCCUCAGGCGGCUCCGCAGCUCCUUCCUGCGCAGCGACCCCGCGCACACCGCGCCCGACACAGCCCUGCACGGCCGCCGGACACACGGCUCGCACAGCCUGCCCCCUGCGCUUACACACUCGGCACGCACUGCCCGGCCUCCCCUCCGCCCCUCUGCCUCCUCUGCCUGGCAGGAAACUGCUGCGGGCUGCGGCUCUGCCAUGGCCUUUGGCCCUCUGGGCGCGUGCAUUGCUCUUCUCAGCCUGCUUUGCAAAGCAGAGCUGCUCCUUCAGGCCAGCAUCUGUGGUGGGAGCUGACAAAGCAGCUGCGCUGGCAGGCACACAUGGUCUCAUAAAUGGAGUGCCGUCACCUCAGUAGGUCCCAGCGGGAGAGAUGUUUGCAGGGAGUCUUGCUGAGGUGACAGGGAAAUCUCCAUCUCUGUCCCUGGGGAAAAGUCUCUGCCUCGUACUGGAACGUGGAUGAGAAGCCACUUUCCCAUCUAGAUGUGUAAGGAGGGUGUACUUUGAAUCCCACCUGAGGCUGGAAUUCGCUUCUCUACAUUUUCUUCUCAUCCUCGGCUUCCCCCAAACACCCUUGGAUGAGCAGUCAGCAUCGUCCUGAAAUAGUAGAACAUCUCGGAGGGAAAACAAGGAAUGUGUUGGAUUAGAGGAGCAUUUCACAUCAUCGGAGGGCUCUGUCACACCCACCUUCCACCUGAAACGGAUUGGUCCCUUUUCCUUCACGUUUGUCACUUCUCAGGCAGCCUGCAAAGCAGAUGCCAGGAUUUAGCAAUGCUGCAAGCGUUGCAGGGAGACACCUGAAAGACCGAGCUGCACAUGAGGUUUCCCUGCAGAGACUUGCUCUAGAAACCCCAUUUGCUUUGGGGACAGGAGCCGUUCAGCAUGAUCAGGAACUGCCUCACUUGAGCAAGUUCAGCAGAGGCCACUGUCAGGGCAUGUGCAAGGCCAGGGUGUCUGGUUCUCUAAGGCUCACGUCACGUCCAUUUCCCUUGCCAAGGGAAGAACAAGGAAAAGGGAAAGUGACAAACAAAGCACACAAUGACACCAAUGUGGCAGUAGGUGAUAAGGGAGAGGAGGAGGGAGCUCAGAGCUCAUCAGGUUCUAAUUGAUGGGCCAUUAGGAAACUGCUGUGAAGUGGCUCAGGCUGAGCUUUGUCAGUGACAAGAAGUGACAAGAGGAACAUGACGAGAAUGGAGGGUUUAGGGGGUCUUGUGGGAUUAGGGAGCAGUCACCAAGGAAUGCUUGUGAGGCUGUGGAGCCUCCAGCCUUGGAGUUCUCCAAAAGCCAUCUGGACGUGGCCUGGGCAAACUGCUCUAUGUAAGCCCUUCUGAGCAAGGGCUUGGACCAAGUGAGCCCAGAAGAGGUCCCUUGCAAAGUAAACCAUGAUGUGAUUCAAUAUUGCAAACCACGAGGAGAGGAUGAGAGGAAUGAUCGAGCCUUCAACGGAGAAGUGAAAGUGAGAGAUUUGAAUCUUCUAGGAGUUACUUGGAGGCUGAAGAGGGAAGGGAGUCAGAUGUGCUGAAGAAGCUGUGAAGGCUGACGCUGAGGAGGAGGCAGGUGCAGCCAAGCGAGACAAAGGGUUAGGGAUGAUGAGGGAGGACACACAAGGCCCAGGAAAGGACAGACUGCAGUGAUGUGGCCCUGGUAUCUCUUCUCAGCACAAGUGCAGAAUCCUCAUCUCCCUGUACGUGUCUUAUUGUCUUAUCUCUGUUCUGAAGCUUAAGAAGGCACAAGCAUCAAAGGAGCCCAUAACAGGGUAAGCUUGAUCCUGCUCUUUCAGCUGGAAAAUCUGUGACAGCCUCAGGACCCUCCACUUCUCUAGAAACCCCUUCUAAACCAUGGGGAGGUGCAACAGUUGCAUGAGAAUGUUCCUCAAAUGACUAUUAUCAUUACCUGUAUUAUUUAUUAUUCUCGAGGGGGUUUUGUGACAAACCCAUUUUAGACAAAACCAAAAUGACCAGUAUGGGAUCACUCUGGAGUUGACUCGGUGUCAUAGGUUAGCAAGCAUAAUCCCAGAAGGGAUGUCCUUGCUAAGGCGUGCUUACAGUUUCCCCUGGGACCUGACAGAACCUAUCAGCGGUUCAGUUUGAAUAUGGACAAUUCUCUAAGCCACUUAAUGUUGUG